This is a messenger RNA of Linum trigynum, 3591 nucleotides long. Lineage: Eukaryota; Viridiplantae; Streptophyta; Magnoliopsida; Malpighiales; Linaceae. The record is from the annotation of a GenBank genome assembly.
AUGGAGCCGGACGUGAGCAUCGAGACCUCGUGCAUGAUCCGGAUCGCGGUGCUUCCAGUCGGUACAGUUCCGGCGAGCGUCUUGCGAGAUUACUUCUCCAUGUUUCUGCGGCACCACACGAUUCCUCUCGCCGCGAUUAGUUCUUUCUACACGGAGCACCAGAAAUCCCCUUUUGCGCACCAGCCGUGGGAUGCCGGAUCGAUUCGGUUCAAGUUCUUGCUCGGCGGAGCUCCGCCGAGCCCCUGGGAGGACUUCCAGUCCAACAGAAAGAUUCUUGCCGUAAUCGGAAUCUGUCACUGCCCUUCCACGCCGGAUCUCGAUUCAGCGGUGGAGCAGUUCACCGCGGCGUGUAAGAAUUACUCGUCGGCGCUGGUCCAGCGGUGCUUCGCAUUCUGCCCUUGCGAUUCUCAGCUCGAGGACGGCGGGAAGAAAGAGGAUGUUCUGAGGCUGUUCCCUCCUGCCGACCACCAGACGCUGGAUAUCCAUUUGCAGACGAUGAUGCAGGAAAUCGCGGCGUCGUUGCUGAUGGAUUUUGAGAAGUGGGUGCUGAAGGCGGAAUCGGCUGGAACUAUACUCAAGACGCCUUUGGAUUCUCAAGCCAGUCUCAGUUCAGAGGAGGUUUUAAAGGCGAAAAAGAGAAGACUUGGCCGUGCCCAGAAGACCAUAGGGGACUACUGUUUGUUGGCUGGAUCGCCAGUUGAUGCUAGUGCUCAUUAUUCUACUGCAUUAGAGCUAGCCAGAUUGACUGGGGAUUUCUUCUGGUAUGCUGGCGCCUUGGAGGGUAGCGUGUGUGCUCUACUGAUGGAUCGAGUGGGCCAUGUUGAUGUAGUGUUAGAAGAUGAAGUUAAGUAUCAAUACAAUAAUGUGAUAUUACAUUAUAGGAAGUCAUUUAUCCAAGACAAUGCUCAGAGAGUUUCUCCAUUAAGCUUUGAACUUGAAGCUACUUUGAAAUUAGCACGAUUUCUCUGCAGAAGCAAGCUGUCUAAGGACGUUGUGGAGUUGCUGACCAAUGCAGCAGAUGGUGGAAAGUCAUUGAUUGAUGUUAACGAUAGACUUGUUCUAUUUGUUGAAAUUGCACGGUUAUUUGGGACACUUGGUUACCAGAGGAAGGCUGCCUUUUUCUCAAGGCAGGUUGCACAAUUGUAUCUCCAACAAGACAAUAAGUUUGCUGCUACAAGUGCCAUGCAAGUUUUAGCAAUGACUACAAAAGCUUAUCGUGUUCAGAGCAAAGCAUCUGUAUCUGAUCCUCCUUGUACUAAAAAGCAGACUGGGCCAAGUCAUACUGAUAGUGGGAAAAUGCAUCAUCAUUUGAUUGUUUCAUUAUUUGAAUCACAAUGGAGCACACUGCAGAUGGUUGUGCUCAGAGAGAUACUGCUAUCUGCUGUUCGAGCUGGUGAUCCACUAACUGCAUGGAGUGCCGCUGCCCGGCUGCUGAGACAAUACUAUCCUCUAAUUACCCCUGCAGGACAGAAUGGACUUGCUAGUGCACUUAAUAAUUCUGCUGAAAGAUUGCCUUCUGGAACUCGUUCUGCUGAUCCAGCUUUGCCAUUUGUGAGGCUGCAUUCUUUUCCUCUUCAUCCAUCUCAAAUGGACAUCAUCAAGCGAAGCCCUGCUAGGGAAGAUUGGUGGGCUGGCUCUGCUCCUUCAGGACCUUUUAUCUAUACUCCAUUCAGCAAAGGGGAACCAAAUGAUAAUAGCAAGCAGGAGCUGGUUUGGAUUGUUGGAGAACCAGUCCAGGUUUUAGUUGAGCUUGCAAACCCCUGUGCCUUUGAUCUUAGGGUCGAUAGUAUGUAUCUCACAGUGCAUUCUGGAUCUUUUGAUGCUUUCCCAAUAAGCGUGGACCUUCCUCCUAACUCGUCAAAGGUCAUCACCUUAUCUGGAAUCCCGACUUCUGUGGGGCCCAUAACAAUUCCUGGAUGCACUGUUCACUGCUUUGGUGUUAUUACAGAACACCAUUUCAGGGACGUAGAUAACUUGCUCCUUGGGGCAGCACAGGGGCUUGUGCUCUCUGAUCCAUUCAGGAGCUGUGGAUCUGCAAAGUUGAGAAACAUAUCUGUGCCCAGUAUCUCUGUCGUGCCGCCACUGCCAUUGCUAGUCUCACACGUGGUUGGUGGAGAUGGUGCAAUAAUUUUGUAUGAAGGUGAGAUACGUGAUAUCUGGAUUAGCCUGGCGAAUGCAGGAACUGUUCCAGUGGAGCAAGCACAUAUUUCCCUCUCUGGAAAGAACCAAGACUCAAUCAUCUCAAUACCUUAUGAGACCUUGAAAUCUGUUCUUCCGUUGAAGCCUGGAGCAGAGGUCAUUCUACCCCUGACUUUGAAAGCCUGGCAGCUCGGGCCUAUGGAUUUCGAGAUUGGUGGUGGAAGGGCUGCAACCUCUGGAAGCACAGGAAGGCAGUUUAAGGAUGCUAGUGUUCCUACUUUGUUGAUCCAUUAUGCAGGGCCAUCAACAGAUUCAGAAGAUGCUACUAUUGCAAAAGGAUCUAGUUUGCCUCCUGGAAGACGCUUAGUUCUCCCACUGCACGUUUGCGUAUUGCCGGGUAUGUCACUCGUAAAGGCUCGUUUGCUUUCAAUGGAAAUUCCUGCACAUAUUGGAGAUGGUCAUCCUAAACCAGUGCACGAAGAGGAAGAUCCUGCCUCAGAAACAGUGGAAGAAUCUGACAGAAAGAUGGAGAAAAGAUUGGUAAAGAUCGAUCCCUACAGAGGCAGCUGGGGAUUGCGUUUCCUAGAACUGGAACUGUCUAAUCCAACCGACGUAGUGUUUGAGAUUGGAGUCUCUGUCCAGCUGGAUGGCUCUGACGAUAAUAACCUUUCCAUCGAUCAAGAUGGUAACAGUGAAUAUGGCUAUCCAAAAACUAGGAUCGACCGGGACUAUUCCGCAAGGGUUCUAAUACCGCUGGAGCAUUUCAAACUGCCUGUCCUCGAUGAUUCCUUCUUCAUGAAGGAAUUCUGCAACGAGGGUUCCACUAGCAGCAGUAGAAGUCCGAGCUUCUCCGAGAAAAACACAAAAGCUGAACUUAAUGCUUCGAUCAAAAGCCUGAUCUCAAGAAUAAAGGUGAGGUGGCAAUCGGGAAGGAACAGCUCGGGGGAACUGAAUAUUAAGGACGCCGUGUACACUGCACUUCAGACGUCAGUCAUGGAUGUCCUGCUUCCUGAUCCAUUGACAUUUGGGUUUAGGCUUACCCGGGAUAACAGUUCGCCCCAACAAGAAUCUGGCUCCAAAGAUUCCGUGUUGGCAAAUGACAUGGCCCCAAUGGAAGUUCUGGUUCGGAAUAAUACGAAAGAAAUGAUCAAGAUGAGCCUGGGGAUCUCAUGUAGGGAUGUAGCUGGUGAAAACUGCAUCGAAGGUGGAAAGUCUACUGUUCUGUGGGCUGGUGUUUUGAAUGGGAUAACAAUGGAGGUUCCGCCGCUCCAAGAAUCGAAGCAUUCGUUUUCGCUCUACUUCUUGGUGCCAGGGGAGUACACAUUGGUAGCUGCAGCAGUGAUUGAAGAUGCUAAUGACGUUCUCAGAGCUCGUGCCAAGACUGAUUCACCAGACGAGCCUAUCUAUUGUCGAGGGCCGCCUUUUCAUGUCCGCGUCCUGGGAAGGGCAUGA